Rotaria sp. Silwood1 is the source of this 1075-nucleotide messenger RNA. The record is from the annotation of a GenBank genome assembly. Lineage: Eukaryota; Metazoa; Rotifera; Eurotatoria; Philodinida; Philodinidae.
AUGGCUCGAGACUAUUAUCGAACUAAUCCAAGAAGGAUCAGACUUGUCGAUGAAUUCGAUCGAACAUAUCGCCCCAAAGAGGCUCUGCAUUGGUCUAUCCAAGAUUCAUUUCCUUCAUAUCUUCUACGCCAUGCAUUCAUAUCUUGUCAAUCGGAACAGCUCAAUUUAUGUCGAUUUCUAAUUGCCGAUACAUCUCGAUUGAUACAACAACAAUCGAAGCGUACUGGAAGUCUUCAACUCUAUCGUGGCAUGAAAUUACCAAGUAAACUAGUCGACAGCUUCGAAACACAUACAGGUAAAAUUAUGUGCGCAUGUGGCUUUUUUACUUGUACAAAAUCAAGAACGGCUGCCUUGGAGUUAGCUUCAUCGCCAGGCUAUCGAACUGAUCUUUCAUCGGUUUUGUUUAAAAUUGAUUGUGACGUAUCGGUAAAAUUAGCCGAGAUGUCUACAGAGGAUCGUUCACCAAUUGUUAUCUUCGAUGUUGGUACGACUUUUCGUAUAAUAUGUGUUAAUCGGGCUACAAUCUCUAUAAUUAAAAUGAAAGCAGUGCCCGAUCAAGGAAAAAAAUUAGUACAAGACUAUAAAAAUAAUCAUAAGGGAGAGACUAUUCAAACAAUGCUUGAACAGCUAUUAGCUCCUCAAAAACUGUCAUUGUCUCCUCCUUCAAAACCUAUACAGCCAUCAUCUUCAUCAGUUCAGCCCUUAGACAGUAAACCGAUGAUAUCUGAUGAUGAAUUACAAGCAGAAAAUCAUAUUAAAAAUGGUAAAAUUGAUUUAGCAAUUGCUGCAUAUCAACGUAUCAGUCCUGUGUCAGCUUCUAUAUUCGUCCGGAUUGGCCAUCUUUAUGCUGAUAAGAAAGGAGAUUAUGAUAAUGCGCUUAAUUGCUAUAUACAGGCACUCAAAAUUCAAGAAGAAGUAAGUAAAAGAAAUGAAACUCAAACAAAAUCUAAAGUCAGGAAUGUUAUGAACGAAAGUAGUAUAGUCUUGUCUUAUGCCUACUGACGGGAGGAUUGGUGAUGCCGCUCUGUUGAGUAUGCCUGAAACAUCAGUUUGUUUUAAUAUUUUUAUUUUUAUU